This is a messenger RNA of Candidozyma haemuli, 2100 nucleotides long. RefSeq lists its product as uncharacterized. NCBI's taxonomy places the organism in Eukaryota, Fungi, Ascomycota, Pichiomycetes, Serinales, Metschnikowiaceae. The transcript has a single exon. The record is from RefSeq and is a predicted model, not a curated record. Bases 1 to 2100 code for a protein of 699 amino acids.
AUGGCAGACGACGGAAUCGUCGAUGAUUAUGUUUGGGCAGUUGACCGCCUCGAGAAUAUCCUCGUUCAGCGCUGUUACCAACCUGAUUCAGCGAGGAAACUCUCUAGGCUACUUAAAGAUGACCCCCUGCCGGGAAAUAGAGCCGAGAUAAUACGAGAAAUUGAUUUAGUCCUUUUGCGUCUUCAUGAAAAGUCCAUUAAUGAUUCUAAAGCACUUCUGACGUUCAGAAGUAACAUCGAUGCAACAUAUGAAUCCAACUCGCCUUCCAAGAAUGAGAUUCUUGAUAUUUUGGAGCUCCUUACAUAUGUUGCAAACAUCAGGAACCCGACCUUAACUCCUCCAGCCAGGAAUCGACAACCCGACGACCCUCCUGAUAUAGGAACUCGUCUUAACGGAGACUUGAGAGUUGUCAAAUACUUAUAUUCACAGGACAAAGAAAAGCUAAAAAGCGUUCUCUUGGGUGCCAGAAUCGAAACGGUAAUCGUGGACCAUUUGCUUCUUAAAAUGGAUCAAAUGAUCGCUUCCAGUGGAACUUCGGGCGGAAUACCUUUCAUCUACGUCUUACUGAGUGUGAGACACAGGCUAGGGCAGAUACCCAGCCUAAAUCUGUUCAGAGGGAGAGUGCAGACUUCCAAUCUGCUUCUGAAACUAGCAGUAUGCCUGAAGAAGCUUGAAUUGGUUAGAUACCAACGCUUUAAUUCGGCGAUACAACAAAUCCAAGAGUUGUUGGACCCCGAGCGCUUUCUUCAGGUCACUUUAGAAGUACAGAACCAGACCCAUUACAUCUGGCAGACUUUGACAAGAAAAGUAGGCUUCAACGGCGACGCAAAUUCCCUUGGUGGAUUGAUCACAGCUGCGGCAAUGGAUUAUUCGAACGCUGAACAUGAGAUGUUUAUCGAGGCGGUAAACAGGCUUUACGAUGAUAUCCAUACAAGCCUGACGACAAAAGAGUUUGACAAAGAAUUUACAAUUGCAUUAGCGCGGUUCUCUGGUAGUAUUGCGGGGAUGACAAACAUUCCGGGACACAGAGAUUUAGUGCAAGCGACCAACAACUCUCUUACACGUCUUUUGAUCAAACAAGAAAAAGAAGUGGUUUGGCUAAAGUACGUUCGGUUACUGGAGGAUGGAAUCUACCUUGCUGCAACUAUAUGCUGGUGGUAUUGUGGAUGCAAAACAAAAGAUCUCGACUAUGCUUGUUGGUUUCAAUUCUUUAUUGGAUCCUUUGCUGUGAGCGUCUUAUACUCAGUUAGUUUGACUGAAACGAUAGCUUAUGUCAAAAGAAGAUCUUCUCAAUAUUGGCACCCGGAGAGGUUUUAUCGGUCGGCUCUUGACGAGGUGAUUCCCCCUGAUUUCGAUGAGGAACGAGAGGCUUUGAACGGAGCUUUGAACCUUACGGGUUUGGUGGAGAUAACGAUGAAGAUUCUUAAAAAAUGGUCUGUCCCGGACAAGCUAGUCGAAGCACAUCGCAUGAACUUGGCCCAGUUUAAUUUUCAAGCGACUCCACUACAGCGAGAAGUUAUGCAGAUGCAUAUCGAUCAGUUUUGUAGGGGCGCCAUAGACUGCCGGAACAGAGCGUUUUUACUUAAUCAAAUAGUCAUUUUCAAUGACCAACUCGACCUGCCUGAACGCCCGGAAUUUGUCAGAGAAUCACUAACGGUGAAAGCUCUGUCAGAUGCGAUGAUCUUGCUGCUUCCACGGAAACAGCAUAUAAGAUCUCGGAAGGGAAGAUUAUUUUUUUCCAAUCCAAACUUCCUCGUUAUGGCUGUCAUGAUAUUGGCAUUGUUUAUUGUGAUACCAGUCUUCUUCACUUUAAUUGAUCCUGCGAGUGCCUCCAAAAGUACAGUCGAUACCCACAAUUCUACACAAACGAGCAUCACCGAUGUCAUUGGACAAACCAGCAUCACCGAUAUCACUGGUCAAACCAAUAGUACUGGUAUUGUGAAUCAAACUAAUAGUACAUCAGACCAAGGGAUUGCUUUCAAGGAGAAGCUAUCAAUUAUGUUGAUGGGAGCAUCCGCUGGGCGGACGGCGAAGCGACUUAUCAAUCUCCCUUGUUUCCAGGCUGGCCUCGGUAAGUUACUCCGAUUGACGGACAGCUAA